AUGGCUCAGACUAUCGCCAGAGGAUCGGGUCGAGAUGAUCAACUGGUGGAUAUCGACCAGGCCUUCCAGGACUUCAUGAGAGAUUACAGCAAGAAGUAUGAGACGGAUGAGCAGUACCAGGUUGCGAAGGCUGCUUUUUCACAAAGCGUGAGGGAAAUAGAGGAAUUGAGAGCGAAUGGCGAUAUUACUCAUGAGGUCGGCCUCAAUGAAUAUGCCGAUGUACCACCUGAAGUAUUCGAUAAAGCGUUCCAGUCUGCUACAGAUCCGCAGCUCAAGGAAAACCUGCGCUCAGUCAAUGCGACUUGUACUAUCACCUUGCUCUUGUUCCACGGAAGCAAAAAGAUUCCCUCAGACCCACAAGACGAAAUAGCAGCUCCUCCGUCGGUUGACUGGGAAGCCGCUGGUGCUUUGGCUCCAGUCAGGAAGCAAUCUACUUCGCGGAACAAAUGUGGCUCCUGUUAUGCCAUAAGCGCUACCGUCGUGUUGGAGAGCCGUUUCAAGAUACAGAGCGGCAUUGCUAAAGUGGUUCCGUUCUCAGUUCAACAGAUACUUGAUUGUAGUGGAGCCUACGGAAAUGACGGUUGCAGAAAAGGUGCUCCUCUGUGGUCGUAUCUGUACGCAAAGGACCAUGGUAUAGUGCGAGCCAGCAGCUACCCCUAUGAGGCUAAGGCUGGUGCGUGUAAGGAGUCGGUCACUAAGGAUUCGAACCUGAAGUGUCUCAAGUAUGGUGAUAUCGAUGCAUUCUAUGGCGUACCGGCGGCCAACGAGGCUCUCAUGAUGCAAGCUGUGGCUACCGGACCAGUGGCGGUUAUUCUGUAUAGUUACGCCCCGUCAUUCAGACACUACAAAGGCGGGAUUAUCACAGCCAAGACCUGCGGAGUGUCUAACCCGAACCAUGCGGUAACUAUCGUUGGUUACAACACUUCGUCGGAUGGAACUCGGUAUUGGAAGAUUCUCAACUCCUGGGGGAAGUCCUGGGGAUUAAAAGGCUUCGCUUACAUCGAACGAACCGGCAACGAACCUGGUAAAUUCCAGUGGAAACUGCGGCGCGGUCGUGCCCAUUACUGUUCCUGCUCCUACUAUCGUGAGUCACGACAUAUGUAG
Molecule: messenger RNA, 1104 nt
Organism: Perkinsus marinus ATCC 50983
Lineage: Eukaryota; Perkinsozoa; Perkinsida; Perkinsidae
Product: vivapain-4, putative
Exons: 8
Coding region: 1-1104 (367 amino acids)
Cellular component (GO): lysosome
Molecular function (GO): cysteine-type endopeptidase activity
Source: RefSeq, a predicted model, not a curated record